AUGCCAUCUUAUGCCAAAUUUCUUAAAGAGAAAAUGUCUAAUACAAAGAAACUCGAGGACAAUGAAACAAUGAUGCUUACUGCAGAAUGUAGUGAUAUUAUCCAAAACAAUAUGCCACCUAAGUUGAAAGACCCUGGUAGUUUCUCCAUACCUUGUGUAAUAGGAAAAUUCGUCAUAGACAAAGCACUCUGUGAUUUAGGAGCUAGUGUGAGUAUGCUAGAAAACAUUCCUGUUAGGAUAUGCCAAUUUUAUAUUCCCACAGAUUUCAUCAUAAUGGACAUUCAAGAAGACUUUAACAUUCCAAUCAUAUUAGGAAGACCUUUCUUAGCCACUGCUGGUGCUAUUAUCGAUGUGAAACGAGGGAAACUGACUUUCAAAGUCGGAGAAGAAAAAAUUGAAUUCAUCCUCUCUUAA
Messenger RNA from Vicia villosa (hairy vetch), 414 nucleotides. RefSeq lists its product as uncharacterized. Lineage: Eukaryota; Viridiplantae; Streptophyta; Magnoliopsida; Fabales; Fabaceae. The transcript has 2 exons. Bases 1 to 414 code for a protein of 137 amino acids. The record is from RefSeq and is a predicted model, not a curated record.